AGCUAACCGCUGCACGAGGAAAAAACUCUGCCCACCCCGCUUUCUUGCUCCCACCCAUGACUCCAACUCGCACGAUUCCAAUCCCACCCCUGCCUCCAUCCAUAGCGCCGGCGGCCACCCCACCUCCCGAUCUCCUGCGCCCCCAGCCCAACCCCCUCCCUAGCGAUGGAUCCCCGCGGAGCCUGGCCUGCCGCACCACUACGCCAUGGAUCCGGGUGGAGCCGCAACCAUCCCCGCUGCCCGCGCCUCAUCCUCUUUGCGGGGCACAUGACGGCGCGGCCACUGGCCACCUGCGGCACCACCACCUCCCACCGCGCCUCCUCUCCCUCCUUCCUAGCCUCCUCCCGACCCGCCCCGCCCCACACGCCUCACCCUGUGCCGCGCCAGCGAACAGGCGGGCUUCCCUCUCCCUCCUCGAUGUGAUGGAGCGGGCCGAGUUCCUCGAGCUCAGACCGGCCGACAGCCCUGGCCAAAAGCUCCCCUGACCCUGGAUCCACAUCGCCCGACCGGGAUCCGGUGGUGGGAGGAAAGAUCGAUGCAGCGGGUGCUGGCUCCCCACGGCAGUCGACCACUACGGCCACCACUCUGCUCCCUACCUGCAUCGUCAAGCACCACGGCGGCGAGAUCUCGCCGGGUCCUCCCAUGGCCGUCGCCACAUGCAGUGCACUGUUGCUCCCCUUGAACAUGGCCACCUCCAACCGGGCGUCGAAGCGCCCGGCGUCGAUCCCCGUGGGUCUCUGUUAUGUGGUGGCCCAGCCCAGGACGGCGGCCCAAGGCCUCCCGACGCAAUCGCCAGCUGGACAGGGCCUGGCGAGCCCAGCAAGGUGUCCAGCGCGGAGAAGCAACGAGAUAGGGGGAAGAUAAGUAAGUGGAAGAACAGAGGAGAGAGACGUCGAGCAACAGAACACUUUUUCCUUGUUUUCUUCUUCGAGUUUCCUCUUGUUUCCGGAUUCUGUAUCUGUAAGAGAGGAAGAACCCCAGCGGGAUCAUAACAUUUGGUAUCAGUUGUCAUCGAUCCUCCCCGGUUCUGGCUCGAUCCGUCAGUCCGAUCGCGGUUGGUGGUGGAUUCGCUCCGCCGCCGUAAUCCCCAUCCGUUGGCAGGAACGCCCGAUCCGGGCGUCGAUCUGGCGCCCAAGCGUCGAGCACCCACGGUCGUACAGGCGCAGAUCUCGGCGGCGAUGGGGUCAAUCGAGCAGCACAACGCCGAAACCAUCACCAAGCUCGAUGAGAUCGCAGAGCAGCUCAAGGGCAUCACGACCUGGAUGCGUACGAUGGACGAGACGACGCGCACCCUCAACACCUCGGCGUCACUCCUGCAGCUCCACGCCGAGGACGCAUCCACGCGCCUCCGUGCACUGGAAUCAUCUUCGGCGGUGACACCGCGUCCCCCGACACCUCCAGGUCCGGCCUCCCCUUCGGCGCCGCCUCAUACGGUGGAAGUGCGCACGGCCCAAGGGCACGGCGUACACCCAACUCCACGGGGGCCAGUUUUUGGGGAUCCUCCAUUCCCUCAACUGCCUCCGGCUCAUGAUUUCACGGGUCGUCUGUCGGCGAGCUCUCACCCGAUGCAUCAUGCAGUUAGCCGGUCCACAUCGUGAGGUUCACCGGCCGCAUGACUGCAGUGCAGUUGACUCCUCAUGUGCAGUGUGUGCGGCGUGCUGCUCGGAGCAAAGCGGGCUUGCAGUUUAGUCUGCUGGUUGUGGUUUUUUGUGUUUCUAUCGAAUGUAUCUGGUUGGGAUAUGAUGUAUUUUGUGUAAAAAAUAUUUGUUGAGAAGUUCAUUUCAAAAAGCAUUAAAAAAUGGGUUACUUUCAAGAGAAAAAAA
Aegilops tauschii subsp. strangulata is the source of this 1823-nucleotide messenger RNA. The record is from RefSeq and is a predicted model, not a curated record. Lineage: Eukaryota; Viridiplantae; Streptophyta; Magnoliopsida; Poales; Poaceae.